Trypanosoma rangeli is the source of this 2559-nucleotide messenger RNA. Its product is annotated as U3 small nucleolar RNA-associated protein 25. Gene Ontology annotation, molecular function: U3 snoRNA binding; rRNA binding. The coding region runs from base 1 to 2559 and encodes 852 amino acids. NCBI's taxonomy places the organism in Eukaryota, Euglenozoa, Kinetoplastea, Trypanosomatida, Trypanosomatidae. The record is from RefSeq and is a predicted model, not a curated record. Gene Ontology annotation, cellular component: nucleolus; small-subunit processome. Gene Ontology annotation, biological process: maturation of SSU-rRNA from tricistronic rRNA transcript (SSU-rRNA, 5.8S rRNA, LSU-rRNA). The transcript has a single exon.
AUGGGCAAGGCGGGUGGCUUCUUUAAGCGGUUGAAGGCGAAGCAGAAGCGCAGUGUCUCGCGCCGCCGUCGCGGCACGAAAGGUGCCUCAAAGGAGGAGCGGCGUGCCAAGCACAACGAGCGUGUAGACUACUACGCCGCCAAGCGGGAGGCGGAGGCGCUCGCUGCCAUUAGCAGCAGCGAGGGGGACAACGACGACAAUAACGACGCGGUCUCUACCGACUCGGAGACGGAGGCGUGCCGGCAGGAACAGUCGCUGCUGCGACUACGGCGCCUGAUUGGCGCUGCUGCGGUCAACAGCGGCACGAAACGCCGCCGCGGAGACAAUGGCGCCGGCGGCGGGUCGAACGGCGACGCCCAAGCAGGGGGCGACAGGGACGCCACGGCUGUGGUGGAGCAACUGAGCGAGGGGGAGGAUUGGAGAGCGUACCUGUCGGAAGAAGAAGAGGAAGAAGAAGAAGAGGAAGAGGAAGAGGAGGACGUGCCGCUAGAUGAAAUGUCUGACGAUGAUGAUGAGGGUGGGGACUACGAGGAGGUGGAGGAGGGAGAAGAAGAGAAUGAGGACGACGAGGAAGAGGAGGAUGUCGGGAAGGAGGACGAGUACGAGGACGACGACAGCGUUGUGGCGGGAAGUGGCGCUGACGACGAUGCCGCGACGGCGGGGGAAAUGCAGUGGAAGCAGCGGAUGGAGGAGACGGUGCAACUCCUGCCGCAGUUCCGCCCCGGCACAACGGGCGCUGCGGCGCUGCGGCACGUUGUGGUGCCCAACGACCCGUGGUUUGUGAAGUAUCACCAGGACAAGCACGGCGGUAUUGACACGACGCCCAUGCAAUUCCAGGGGUCGCACUACUGCCGCCGCUCGCACCCGGGUGACGGCAAGAAGGGGGAGGAUGGUAAUGUUUCCGACAUCGCCGUGGCAGCCUCUGCCCAUGCUGUGCGCCACUUUCUGCACGCACCGUUUGUGCUUGGUAAGCAUUACCCGCAGCGGCCGCCGUACAUGCAUGAGAUGUUGUGGACAAAGUGGCAGGAGUACUGCACCGCGGAAUCCCGUGGUCCGAUGACGGUGGAGGAGCGUGGUCUGCUCGAUCUGCUGCAGGGGUACCCGGAUGUGAUGGAUUGCUGCCGCUCAUGGGAAAACGCGGACACCCGGCGUGAGAUCUACCUCCUCCAUGCCCUCAACCACUGGUUUAAGGCGCGAUCCGUCGUGCUAGCGCACGACGCCCUGCUGCAGGAGCGUCGGCGGAGGCACAAGCAAAGGCAGGGCCGGCGGAGGACGGACGGCAGCAAGAAGAGUAGCGAGGAGGCAGAGGAGCAGGAAGACGAGGAUGAGUAUGAGUUUCGCGACCGUGGCUUUGGCAAGACGCGGAUUAUUAUAAUGCUGCCCAUGCGCAACAUUGCCCACCGCUACAUGACGACGCUUGUGAAGCUGCUGCGAGCGUCGGCGGAGGAUUGCGCCAAGCUCUCCAUGUUCAACGAGGACUUCACCGAGCUGGCGGAGGCGGCGGAUCCCACCUUCAAGCGCCGUCCACGCGACUACCAGCGGCAGUUUGCCGGCAACAUUGACGACGCGUUUUGUGUCGGAGUUCGUCUGGAGCCGAGCCGGGUGCGGGUCUACGCUCACCCGCUGAACAGCGAUCUGAUCCUCUGCUCCCCGCUUGGCCUGCGGCGCCGGUUGGAGCGCAGCGGUGACGUGCUGGUGUCGCUUGCCUCCAUUGAAGUCUGCAUUAUGGACGAGGCCCACGUGCUGCUCAUGCAGAACUGGCAGCACGUGUCUGAAGUGCUGCGGCUGCUAAACAAGCGGCCGAAGGACACCACCCACGGCCUUUCUGACCUGCGGCGGGUCUACGCGUGGGCGCUCGCGGGGCACAGUGGUCGCCACCGCCAGACAAUUAUGUCCAGCGAUUUGACGAACGCGAGCCUCCUUGCGACAUUUCGCCUGGGCGUGAACAACUCCGGCCGGGUGCUGCUGCAGCACCGCGAGGAGGCGGGGGUGCUGUCGCAGGUGAUGGUGCCGGUGCGGCAGCACUUCCUGCGCUUUGACCCGGGCCCUGCGCCGGAGACAUGCGACGACGCCCGCUUCGACUUUUUCACCCGAGAGGUGUACGUGACGAAAAUCAGCCCCCUCGUCGAGCGGGACGUGCGCACGAUCGUCUUUGUGCCGUCCUACUUUGACUUUGUGCGGCUGCGCAACUACCUGAUUCGCGAGCACCGGGACUCCUUUGCCGCCAUCUGCGAGUACACCUCACUGCCGCAGCAGCGGAAGGCGCUGGGGCAGUUCACCGACCUCGAGCGGCCGCUGCUGCUUGUGACGGAGCGCUUUUACUUCUUCAAGCGCUACUUUGUGAAGCUGGCGGAGGUGAUGGUUUUCUACAGCCCGCCGCUUUUCCCGGCGUUUUACGCCUCAUUGGUUGGCCGUCUUGUUGUCACCUCGCCAAACGCCUUUGCGCUGACGCUCUUCUGCCGGUUUGACACGCACGAGCUUCAACGGCUUGUUGGCACGCGACGAAUGCGGCAGUUGCUCGAGCGUGAGGCGGACGCCUUCUCCUUUGUGACGAACUGA